Hypoxylon fragiforme is the source of this 4610-nucleotide messenger RNA. Its product is annotated as SNF2 family N-terminal domain-containing protein. Gene Ontology annotation, molecular function: ATP binding; ATP-dependent chromatin remodeler activity. The record is from RefSeq and is a predicted model, not a curated record. Bases 603 to 3923 code for a protein of 1106 amino acids. Lineage: Eukaryota; Fungi; Ascomycota; Sordariomycetes; Xylariales; Hypoxylaceae. The transcript is spliced from 3 exons.
GUUAACACAACCUACCAAAACUCUGUAGCCAAUAAUAUUCAAUAUCCGCUAAUUUCGAAGGCUAGAAGGCUAGGGUUGAUUGUCACAUCCACUUAACUUUGACCUACAUAGUCUAAGUAUCUCACCCUACAUACUACAUAACACAUUCAUACAAGGCAUCUAACAUGUCCUUGUGACAACUUCGAGAUUUGAGAUUUUUUUCUCUAUUCAUUUUCAUACCUUUUUUUUCUUGUUUUUCUUUUUCACGAGUUACCUGGUCAAGUAGUCUGUGAACCUUGCCUCAGGCUACCUAGCUCGGUGCUUCUUUAUUCUUCAGCCCUCCCGCCCACGUCUGCCUACCUGACCACUUUCUUACCCUUCCUAUACAUACCCUCAUUAACGCCGCCUACUUUUUUUUUUCUUAUAUUUUCCUUAAUACCAUUGAUGGUAGCCUUGCCGAUGCCCACCCCCACCGGCGCAAAAAACUCUACUCGCCGUGCGCUCCGCUUUGUUACGAACCUUUAACUAUCCUAGUGAAGAUUCCGACAAAACACCUAUUUCCACUGUAUGCGGCUGCGCUUGGUCUGUGGUGAAUAGGGCUGGAAGGAAGAAAGGUAGACAAGAUGGACUCCGAUAACCGCUCGCAGGGUCCGAUUCACAACGGAUCCUCGAGACUUAACUUGAACCCCGCGCUCCUUCUUAAUCCAAAGGGCUAUGCCGGCCCAUCCCAAUCCCAAUCCCCCGUCCCGACCGCUCCCCAUAAUGGUAUCAACCGGUCUUUCAACGGCUCGAGCAACUCGCCCGAAGUCCAGUUCCAGUUCUCUAACCCGCAAGACAGCUUUACUGCCAACGGCCAUCCAGUCCAGUCCAAUGGCUACACUAUGCCAAACUCCAACAACUUCAAUAAUAUGAUCGAUCGGAUGAACAAUGUCGAACAGCGAACGUUUGCGCCCCAAUUAAAACGUCGCAAGCUUGAAUCGGAAGAUAGCAUGAGCUCUGUGGGCUCUUUUGGGGGUGGAGGUAGCGGGGACAUCGGGCAUUAUGUCAAUGAGAAGAGACGAGAGGCAACUAACCAACAACUACCAACCAGGCGUGUUGAAGCUGUUGAUCUCACUGAUGGUGUGGAAGAGAACGAUGUCGUGCUGCUACAAGCACCGAAAGAGGAGGAAGUUUGUUAUGGCAUGAUCCAGCACGCAAGACUAAAUUGCCAUAUGGUUCCGAGUCCUAAACCCGGCGCUAUUGCUCUUAUGCCAAGUUAUUGGCCCCAAGUCAAGAUAGUCCUCAGGCGAAAGCUCGGCGAGGCAGCUAAUACCAUUCUUGCCUACGAUUAUACGCGCAAAAUAGUCGGGGCCGUCGAUCCUGCCACAUCUUCUGGCCUUGCGGCGCUACUUGAUUCUCGCCUACAACUUCGAACCGACUGUAGAAUUCCUACAAGACAAGUUUUACAAGGAGAGGAAGCUGGGCAGCCGACUUCACGAAGUUACACCCUAGAUCUGAUGCUCUACGGUCCUCGAAAGAGCGGGAAAGCUGUUGCUAGACACCUCUCUCAUAAGAAUAUUUGGCUUCGUAAUCCACCAAGGGUCGACCCUGGUAUCAAAUAUGAAAAUCCACAACUCGUGGAGGGACCCAAGCCACCAGUCAUUGUCAAAGAUCAGUAUAGGACAGCCCCUGCUAUGAUUGCACCCCCCAUGAUGCGUAGUGUCGAAGAAGUGCGUUCUGAAGUCUUCGGAGUCUUUGACUCACUCACGAAGAGCGAAGAGCUUCCUGAGAUGGAACCGGAUGCCCGAAUUACAACGGAGUUGUUGAGGCACCAGAAGCAGGGUCUCUUCUUUAUGAGAAAUAAGGAGAAGCCCCGCCAGUAUGGUGAUGAUGGCAAAGCUGCUGAUUCUUUCUGGCAACUCCGUCUAGGAAACAACGGCCAGAAGACAUACUACAACGUAAUCACGGGGCUGCCGCAACGUGAGGCUCCCCCUGAAUCACUUGGUGGCAUUCUGGCGGAUAUGAUGGGAUUAGGAAAAACCUUGAGCAUCCUAUCUCUUGUUGCUAGCUCUUUGGACGAGGCAGUAGAGUGGUCACGUCUUGCUCCUGUUCAACCACAAGCCCCUCCUAUACCUAAAAAGAAAGGGAGCUCGUCGGGACAUUUCAACGUCCCUACACCCGAGCCCCUUGCUUUGACUCCUUUGAAGCAGAAUGGCAAAGCAACGCUCUUGAUAUGCCCCCUCAGCACGAUAACUAACUGGGAGGAGCAGAUCAAAGCUCACGUCAAGGCUGGACAGCUGACAUACUACAUCUACCAUGGAUCUAACCGCAUCAAAGAUCCCAGGAGAUUGGCUGAGUACGACAUUGUUCUAACGACCUACGGCUCUGUCUCAAGUGAGGUUCAAGCUCGAAACAAGGGUAGACCCGGCCCGUACCCUCUGGAAGAGGUAGGAUGGUUUCGUGUAGUCCUCGAUGAGGCUCAUAUGAUACGAGAGCAAUCGACGUUGCAAUUCAAGGCUAUCUGCCGCCUACAAGCUCAACGUCGCUGGGCGGUCACAGGCACUCCCGUGCAAAACAAAUUGGAUGACCUUGCAGCGUUGCUUGCUUUCCUCCGCCUAAAGCCGUUUGAUGAUAAGAGCAAGUUUACACAGUACAUCACGACCCCAUUCAAAGUCUGUGACCCAGAGAUUGUCCCCAAGCUUCGUAUCCUCGUGGAUAGUGUUACUCUUCGACGUCUGAAAGACAAGAUUAAUCUUCCCCCCAGAACGGACCAGGUCGUCCGGCUUGACUUUUCUCCUUCUGAACAAAAGCUUUACAACCUGUUUGAGAAGAACGCGGAAGAUAAAGUGCAGGUAUUGUCAGGAGGUAGAGAGAAGAUGAUUGGUGGCAAAACCUACAUUCAUAUUCUCCAAUCUAUCCUUAGGCUUCGCCAGAUUUCUGCACAUGGCAGGGAUCUCCUCAAUGAAGAAGACCUAGAAGCGGUACAGGGCCUGACCCAAGAGUCUGCUAUCGACCUUGAUAGUGACGAAGACGACGAGAAACCUGCCCUGGCAGAGUCAAGGGCAUACCGCGCCUUUGAUCUAAUGCAAGAGACCAACAGCGACCUAUGCUUUUCAUGCCAAAGAAGAGUUGGCUCAAACGAUGCUGCAGAUAUUGCCUCGGAGCGUGAAGAGGAUGUCCUCGGUUAUAUGACUGCUUGCUUUCAUCUUCUCUGUACUAGUUGCAUCUCGACCUGGAAAGAAGAAGUGGGGGAACGCGGCUCGGGCACAUGUCCCGUGUGUCAAUGCCAUGUCCGCUUUACCUACAACGAAAUCCGGAAAAGUCGAGCGGAUGUAGAACAUGAAGGACGCAAUCACCCACGUAAGCCUGAAGGCAAGAGCAAGGCGAAAGAUGACUAUUCCGGAUAUACUGGCCCUCAUACGAAGACCCGCGCUCUGGUUGCAGACCUCCUGAAGUCAGAAGCCGACAGCGAAGCCCAACCUGAUGAACCCCCCUUCAAAUCUGUGGUCUUCUCUGCCUGGACAACUCAUCUUGAUCUAAUCCAAAUCGCGUUGGACAAUGUCGGAAUCAAGUAUACUCGACUUGAUGGCAGCAUGAGCCGCCCUGCUAGAACUGCCUCUAUGGAUGCUUUCCGAGAGGACAACUCUGUACAUGUCAUAUUGGUCUCGAUCAAUGCUGGUGGUCUAGGUCUCAACCUUACCUCCGGAAACUUUGUAUAUGUGAUGGAGCCCCAGUACAAUCCAGCGGCAGAAGCCCAGGCCGUCGACCGUGUACACCGACUUGGCCAAAAGAGACCGGUCCGCACAGUCAGAUAUAUCAUGCGGAACAGCAUUGAAGAGAAGAUGAUUGAGCUCCAGGACAAGAAGAGAAAGCUUGCAAGCUUGAGUAUGGACCGAGAUCGGGUGAUGGACAAGGCGGAGGCAGCAAAACAGAAGCUCAUGGAUCUGCGUAGCCUCUUCAAGUAAGAAGUUAUCUGCUCCUAUGACGCACACGUGAUCUCCGAUCCCGUCACGAUUUUUCCCUUGCUACGACACCUUACGAUGAUUUUGGAGAUGAUUUUUCUACUCGGUGUUACUUUUUGAGGAUAAGGAAUGAGAAGAGCUGGUGGGUAUGAUGCGUUUGCAUUGGCACGGCGUUCCGGUUGCAUCUGAGAAGUUGAAGACUAUCAUUGGUGAGCAGGUCAUUAGCUAACGAGGCUGACCUCGACUCAAAUUGCACGGAUCCAGAUAAAAAGAUCGAAGAUGCUCUCACGAGAUGGUAUUGAUAUGAACAACUGCCAUCGGACUAGAUUGGGUCCGAGGCGAGGAAUGACUGCAAAGGGGGACCUUCACAUUUGGACAUUCAUCGAUUGACAUUCAUCGAUUGAAUCAUGCGUGUCGUUUGUUUUCUCACUAGUGGCCUGCAUUCGACUAUUGCGGAUGCUAUGUAUAGGCCAUAUAGGUAUUGCCUCCAGUAUCACAACGAUUGAGAUAUGAGGUUUGUAAUUUAGUUUUUCUUUGGAGACGAUACGAUGAGAUGAGAUGCGUUUCUUCCCCCCAACCCCCCCUGACUUUGGCCCGUUUACUAUUUACCUACCUAGCCACGAUAUAAGUCAGGAUCUUCCUUAGGUACCUAGAUUAGAUUACUACACUACCUACAACACAUACCUAUAC